AUGGUGAAAAAAAAUAAUAGCAAUGUAGAGGAGCCUUCUUGGACUUUCAGAGAUCUUAUUCGGCACUCGCCUAAUAAUAGAGCGCAGUCAUCCCUGCAUACAUCAGCUGAUGAUAAAGUUCAGAGUAGUAAGACAGUAAUCAACAAGCCGGACCACUCCGAUUCAGCGAGGGAAAAAAGUUAA
Messenger RNA from Bipolaris oryzae ATCC 44560, 183 nucleotides. RefSeq lists its product as uncharacterized. The transcript has a single exon. The record is from RefSeq and is a predicted model, not a curated record. Bases 1 to 183 code for a protein of 60 amino acids. NCBI's taxonomy places the organism in Eukaryota, Fungi, Ascomycota, Dothideomycetes, Pleosporales, Pleosporaceae.